Messenger RNA from Somion occarium, 279 nucleotides. Lineage: Eukaryota; Fungi; Basidiomycota; Agaricomycetes; Polyporales; Cerrenaceae. The record is from the annotation of a GenBank genome assembly.
AUGAACAGAAUUCAACAAUUAACAACUGCCAAAGCUCGGUGGUAUGCUACAUAUCUGUCCCAAUCCUCUCGCGAAGUUAUCCCGUCUAUGUACCCCUUCAAACACCCCCUGAUCAACAUAUUGGCGGCUCCGAGUUCCCUAGCCUAUAUCCCGCCCACCGCUCAAGCAUUCAAUGGACAUGACAAAGAUCAAUGUGGGGUAUCUUUAUGGAGGCAAUAUGACAAGGAUGAUCGCUAUGAUCGAUGCAUCUCUUACGCUUUGGUUGCAUUGGAUGUGUAA